GUCAAGAAUACGAAUAUAUUUUCUAUUUGAUUUAUUUUACUUUCCUUUAUACUUUACCUUCCUUUAAAUAUUUUUUAUUACCAUCCAAACUAGUCCUUUAUAUGAGUAAAGAAACUAUUUUACCUAACUCAACAAAAAAUCAUUAUGAAACUAUGAUGAUUAAUAUUAACCCUCGUUUGAUUCAAAAGUCAAAUACAAAUGAAGAAUUACCUUCAAAUACAUCUUAUGAACAACAACAGUAUGCACCAUAUUCAGCUUAUGCUUUUUCAUCAAUGCUAGUAGGGCUUCCUUCUUCUAUACCUGAUUAUCAAUAUCGUAAUAUGGAACAUUUUAAUGAAUCUUCUACAAUCGCAAUCCAAAGAAACCCAAAUAGUCCUGAACCAUCACCAUCUUUUUCUUCAUCUUCUACUACCCCUCCACCAUCAACUUCAAAUUCAAUUACUACUGUCAAUAAUAACAAUAGUAAUAAUGUAGGAUUUGUAUCUGGUACUGACAGUGUCAUAACUCCACAAUCUAUCAAUAACAACUUAAUUACUACUCCUUUAAUAUCCUCUUCCUCUCCUCAGAAUAUUGAUAAAGCAGUUGCUACUAGUACUGCUAUGUUUGAAAGUAGCAUUAGCAGUCCUAGAUUGGAUGGUUCUACAACUGCUCGAGUUAAGGAUAUUAUCAAUCGUGCCAAUGCAGUUCCUGUAGAGUUCUAUCAUACUGAGUUUUUAGAGUAUUCUAAAGAAACGUAUGAAAAAAAGAUGGAAUCUAAACGUUGUAACAAACGUACACGAUAUUCUCAACAAAAACAACAAGUUUAUCAUGAUAAUCUCCAAUAUAAGAAAAAGAAAAUGAAUACAACAAGCGACGGUAAUUAUUAUGAAGAAGGUUUUGAUGAAGAAGAUAAAAUUUUGAAUGAUCAACAUAUCAUAAACUAUUCUAGUGCUGAAAUUCGUCGUCAAAUUCAUAUUCAGUCAGAACAAAAAAGACGUGCGCAAAUUAAGGAUGGAUUUGAUGAAUUAAGAAAACAUUUACCAGGAUGUAAUAACAAGAAAAUGAGUAAAGCUGCUUUGUUAACAAGAACUGUACAGCAAUUACAGCAUUUAAAGGAAAUGCAAAAUGAAUUAUUAUCAGAAGUAGAAAGACUUUUAAAAGAAAAUGAAUCAUUAAAAAAAUUUCAACAUGGCAUACUUCAACGUCAAGCCAUGGAGAAAAUAUAUACUUUCUAACCUUAUACAUUUGUCUCCUUUAAAUCUCCUGAAAUUUUAUUUUUGUAUGUCUUCUUCUCCCUCCCUUUAACUCCUUUUGAUUAUUAACAAUUGCCAAUUUCUCGUUUCUCUUUUGUAUUGUAUUUUGCUCUUCUAAUUUUUUUUUCUUAUUUGCAGUUUGCUUGUAACAGACUUUUUUUUUUUCCUUUUUAAUAAUUAACUUCUCUGAAAACUUUAUUCUUCAGUUAAAU
Cokeromyces recurvatus is the source of this 1444-nucleotide messenger RNA. RefSeq lists its product as uncharacterized. The coding region runs from base 102 to 1214 and encodes 370 amino acids. Gene Ontology annotation, biological process: regulation of transcription by RNA polymerase II. Lineage: Eukaryota; Fungi; Mucoromycota; Mucoromycetes; Mucorales; Mucoraceae. The transcript has 5 exons. The record is from RefSeq and is a predicted model, not a curated record. Gene Ontology annotation, molecular function: RNA polymerase II cis-regulatory region sequence-specific DNA binding; DNA-binding transcription factor activity, RNA polymerase II-specific; protein dimerization activity.